Molecule: messenger RNA, 4123 nt
Organism: Anopheles merus
Lineage: Eukaryota; Metazoa; Arthropoda; Insecta; Diptera; Culicidae
Gene: nab
Product: NGFI-A-binding protein homolog
Exons: 5
Coding region: 941-2593 (550 amino acids)
Biological process (GO): negative regulation of DNA-templated transcription
Cellular component (GO): nucleus
Molecular function (GO): transcription coregulator activity; transcription factor binding
Source: RefSeq, a predicted model, not a curated record
GCUUCGAUCUGUACAGUUGACAGUCCAAGGAAUAUAUAGCCAGAACUGGCACUCUAACCCAUUCACCGUUCCAAACAUACGACAUCGUGUGGUGUUGUUUUUGUCGCACAGAAACGCACCAUCCAGUAGAGAGUUGCAUUUUUUUUGUUACUUAACAUUCCUGGAAUGUUAAUAGCUGUGCGAUAGAACCAUCAAGUAGAGCAAACCUUGCUUUAUUAGUGCAACACUUUACGGCACUUACUUGUUUACGUGAGCAAUAGAACUAGUGCGUGCAAUCAUCGGUGGAUCCUGCCUGACGUGUGGAGUGAAAAGACAGUAUUUUUGAAACAGAGUGUACGGAGCGUUGCCAUGGGAACCAACCCCAUGGACGUGGCAACUGAGCUAGCUGGCUAGUGUGUGCAUUCAUGUUGUGUGACUGUUUUUUUUCGAGCUCCCGUGAUAGGCAAGGGACACCCACUCGUGAUAAGGAACAUUGGUUGUUAUGUUUAUUUUCGUUAAUUUACAAACGAUAAGACACAACGAGCCGCGUAGAAGUGAUACACGUGCAUAAAAUAAUACGAUAAAUACAAUAUUAGCUUAGUAGGAUGAUAGGAAUGUUAGCGUAGCAUAAAUACGGAUCCGUGUACUUUCGUGUAUUUGCGUGGGAUAGUUUUAUUUAGCUUUAUGUAGGUUAGUGGCUUAACAGGGCGUUGAUCGGUAGGCAAAAUUUGCUAGUACUGCAACCCGUACGAUAGCUCCUUUUGGCUUCCAAGCUUUUCGCGGUGUACCCAGCCAGUGCACGUAGUAGCUUUGCGUAGGGCUGUCCGUCGCUCAGCCUGCUUAGAUCGGAGGUACAGCGUCGCGCUAGGCAAUGCUUUGAAUGUGUGCUUUAACGUACCGCCCCACACCAUCCGCUUCCGUGGCCGCCCGUGCACGUUUGGGCGAUUGAUCGCAUCCGGUAAUGGAACUCAAGCCCCGCUCCGCCUCACCAACGACCGUGCCCAGUGGUGUGAUAGUGCAGAGUGCGCUAGCAGCCGGCUCGCUACCGGAGCAGAUCGGCACAGAGAGUGCGGCCAGCAGUAGUUUGCUAGCCGGCAGUAGUAGUUGUACCUCGCCCUUAGCUAGUACCGUAGGUCAGGUGGGACAUCUUUCAGACCGUGCGUCCGAACCGUUCGGAUCGGCCGGUGGUACGGCAACGACGACGUCCACAGGCUCGUCCACCGUUGCGCCUGCGAAGGUAGCCCCCCCGACACUGUCCUCCUCGUGCUCGGCCCCGAUCGCCGUGCACGGUAAACGAUCGCCGUCCAUCGCGACGCCGGUGAAAAGCUCGAACGUAUCCGGCGGUAGCAGCUCCUGCAUACCGAGCCCCAUCCUAAGCCCGCCGGGAAAAAUCUUCGGACGCAACAACAACGGCAUCAUGGUUGUCACAUCGACCCCAUCGAACGAAGCCGAACUUCAGCUGUACCGGGUGCUGCAGAGAGCAAGCUUGCUCAACUACUAUGACACACUGCUCGAGAUGGGGGGUGAUGACGUCCAGCAGUUGUGUGAUGCGGGCGAGGAAGAGUUCCUGGAGAUCAUGGCACUGGUUGGGAUGGCCUCGAAACCGCUGCACGUUCGUCGGCUCCAGAAGGCACUGCACGAGUGGAUGACCAAUCCCUCCGCCUUCCAGAGCCCGCUCACGAACGUGGACAUACCGUCCCGGAUCCCGUACAGUCCCGAGCCGGGUUCGAUAGCGCGCAGCGUUACGACGGCCAGCACUGGACCGUACGGUGGUCCGUCGACCGUUGCCGGCAGCUUUUCGAACCUGACCGCCAAUGCUGCCGCCGGUACGAACCUUCCGCUCACACCGCCGACACCGAUCCCGUCCGCUCCUGCUUCGUCCUCCUCUUCCUCCUCCUCGGCAGUGGCCGCUGCCGCAGCGGCAGCCGCUUCAGCCGCAUCGUCCACCCUCGGUCAUCUCGGUGCGGGUGUCGGUCCUUUGGGCCAUCAUCAUCUGCUGCACCAUCACCAUCAUCAUCAUCCGCUGAGCAGCAGCAAUCUCAGCAGCACGAUCAGCAACCAGAUCGGAUCCACCACCAGUGGUUCGGUGCAGCUGACACCGUCGCUGACGGAGGAUCAGGUGGCAAAGAUAGUGCAGGCGGCCGAGCGGCUGUCGCGCACCCUGCCCCGGCUCGAACCGCGCCAGCAAAGCAUCAAGAAGCGUUCGGCACGCGACCUGGAGGCGGUUAUCGCGAUGAGCGAAAGCGAUCCCCGGCGGAUGGAUGAGAUACGCAAGUACUCGGCCAUCUACGGCCGGUUUGACUGCAAGCGCCGUCCGGAGAAGCCCCUCACACUGCACGAGGUGUGUGUGAAUGAGGCGGCCGCCCAGAUCUGCAAGUACAUCCCGGCGCUGCUGACAAGGCGCGACGAGCUGUUCCCACUCGCCCGGCAGGUGGUGCGUGACUGUGGAUUCGGUCAUUCGGCCAGCAUACGAUUGACGGGACUGAGCCAAACGCAGCCAAAUCGUGGUGACGAACUGGACACGGUGCAGCAGCUGAAACGAGCCCGCCUCUCAAGCGACACCAGCUCGGACAUGGGCAAGCCAACUCCAACUACGCAAUACACAUGCUUAUGAGCUUACUCGCUGCUUGAUUGUAGUUGAACGGUCAAAGUCUAACGCUCACGCUGAUUUGGCUGAGUCGCGGAUCAACUGUUCUGCAUCGGCCUGCUGCCUACCGGCUGGGCUGUUCGGCCGUGGGCACCGUGUACCUACCACACGUUUGGCCACGCUUCUGGGCUACGCUUUGCUUACCAAAUUGCUUUCCAAUGCUUCCACACUAUCGCUUAUCGCUUUAUCGUUCUUUUGUUGAGCAUUUAAGUAUCCUUUCAUAUUUACUUAUUUAUUAUUGGUUUAAGUUUAUGUUUUAAGGUUUAAUUUUGUUUUAGUUUCGUUUCGUCGAUCUUUAAGUGCUUGAUUAUAAUAUAUUGAGAUGUCAAUGGAAAGUAGAAAACUUAUCUUUAGCAUGGAGUUAAACUCACUCGAAGAUACUUUUAGCCUUUCCAUUGGCACUGGUGCUCGCCUGAAUAAGGCUGAUAUUUUUGCUUCUCAUUUUCUACAUCAAAGAUGUUGAAGCAGAAGUUUCAUCCUAGUUUCAUUGCACUUCCUAUUUGGAAACUAUUAAUAACAGCAGUUUAUCUAUAAAACUACGGAUUAAUAAUGAAAAUCCAGUGUGCCUUGUAGCUUUAGUUCUAGUCAGGUGCUUUGACCUUCGUUUAUUUUGCAAUCUCCUUUGCCAUUGCGUUUUGUAGAUGUUUAAAAGUACAGAUAAAAAUACUCAUUUUAUUUUCGUAGUAGUCAUUUAGAGCAUGUUUUCUUAGCUACAUUGAUAUCUUCUUGUAGUGCUACUUUUUGCCUAACAGCUGAAUGCUGAAUGUAACUGUAUAACAUAGUAGAAAAAUGUAUCUGCUUCGCCACGCUACGCUUUAAAAAUUGUACGUGCAAAUGAAUUACAAAACAAUUGGAUUGAAAUUUCAGUUGAUGUUGUAGUUUAAUUUGAAUAAAUCCUAAAAUUAAUAAUCAAUUCAAAACUCAAACAUUGUCACGGUAUUGCAGUUUUUUUUAAUUUUUGCACAACUUGCUUCAGUCUUUUAUGCUCACUUUCUGUAAUACAAUAUGUUUAUUGAAACAUUUACCAACGGUGUAAAAAGCUUUUUUUAACUAUAUUUGCACGUAUAAUUCAUCUGCCCUCUGUGUUGAAAUGUACGAUCUUUGCUAACACCAGUGCAUUGCUAUCGGAUCCUGCAGAGUGCUAGAUUCGCUUCACUGCUUCCGCUUCCGCUUUCAUUUGAUUUCUAUAGUUUGUGUGUUGCUUCUAGUAUUGCUGUAGCUAUAUUUAUGUUCCAUGCUUUUAUUAUUAAAUAUGCUGCACUUAACUUAAAUCUUCUAUAUUCUGCUUUUCUAUCGCUUGCUUAUAUUGCGCUUAUGCACAUCACGCUCUAGUAUUGCGCCUACACAACCUAAACCAAUAAAGGUACAGUAAAAUGGACGGUACUAAUUCUUAUUCCCCUUUUCCCAGGAAAACUCGGACGACAAUCGCGACAUUUCGAGCGGCUCCAUUUACCAGCAGAUCAGUGACAAACCCUUCGAUUUAACUGAUUCAAGUAA